Portunus trituberculatus (swimming crab) is the source of this 576-nucleotide messenger RNA. RefSeq lists its product as uncharacterized. Lineage: Eukaryota; Metazoa; Arthropoda; Malacostraca; Decapoda; Portunidae. The record is from RefSeq and is a predicted model, not a curated record. Bases 28 to 576 code for a protein of 182 amino acids. The transcript is spliced from 3 exons.
GGGAAAAUUUUGCACAAGGACAGGGAGAUGGUGAUGGAGGUGUCAAGAUAUCUUGUCUUGGUGGCGUGGGCGGUUGCCAUAAGUCCAUUGUGCGGUGCAGACCUACCCAAAGGAUUUUUGGUCAACGAGGUAACUAAGGGCUCACUUUCCACUUGCCAACUGGUGCUGAUGGUCUCCACGCCACUCUCACCACUGCUUCUCACUCGUCACAGGCAGAUCAAGAGAAGUUUCAUAAUGGUAACUCCAUCAGUCCAGCCACGUAAUCUGCGCCGCGCCUUGGCUGGGGACUCCACAACUACCUGCCGAGGACUUAUAAUUCACCUUGAUGACUCUACCCCCAACGCUACUACUGGCAUACUUAAACUGUUGGAGCGGGCUGAGCUAUGGCAGGUACCAGAGACGCGGUUGGUGGUCUUGGGUGGCAAAAAAGAAGUAAAGACGGUUCUCCUUAACCACAGUCUUCGCAACACCAUAAACGGUCUGUAUCUUGCCAUGCACAAGCGCCGUUGCCACCAUACCAACACCACGUACAUUAUCCAUCGCAUCAGGCUUCGCAUUCUCUGCGCCUUUGGUUAG